This is a messenger RNA of Monomorium pharaonis (pharaoh ant), 6478 nucleotides long. RefSeq names its product mitochondrial uncoupling protein 2. Lineage: Eukaryota; Metazoa; Arthropoda; Insecta; Hymenoptera; Formicidae. Gene Ontology annotation, molecular function: oxidative phosphorylation uncoupler activity. The record is from RefSeq and is a predicted model, not a curated record. The coding region runs from base 3553 to 4500 and encodes 315 amino acids. Gene Ontology annotation, biological process: mitochondrial transport; adaptive thermogenesis; mitochondrial transmembrane transport. Gene Ontology annotation, cellular component: mitochondrial membrane. The transcript has 6 exons.
AUACUGAAAAGACAGAAACUACUUAAAAAUUAAUUUUUGCAUUGCUUCUUUUAAAAAAGCUAAGUAUGAAAAAGUGUCCAUAUAUAAUCAUAUAUAUUCCGGAAUUCCAGAAACAUUUUUCCCGGGCCUAGUUUACCCUAAUAAAAAAACAGUGAUAUAAUUUUAUAAAUGCAGUAUGCUACUGACUCCAUUAAAAAAAAAUGUUGAUAACGUCGAUUAACAGAUGAUAAUGCAAUUAAUAUGCAAUAUUGAUCCUUUCUCUAGAAUGUUACUUGUAAUUAGAAAUUCUAAAAAAUUUUUUAAAAACUCAAUUCUGAUUCUAUUAAUGCCUAUCAGCUCGUCACAAUUUAAUAUUGUUGUUUAAAAUGUGUAAUAACAGUUGAAAAAUAGCACAUCCUCGGUUAAUUACAAUUAGCGAUGACUGACAUUAUUGAUAUAUGCAAACAUACAGAAAUUGAAUCACCGGACGCGGCCUACGGUGUCACAAGUUAUAAACGAGAGAACGGUUCCCACGCACCAACCGGCAUUUAAAUUCGCGUAAAAAAUAUAUGUCCGCGAGUCAGCGGUUUUCCGAGCGAUUUAACGAGAUGCGAACGCUGGAACGAACGAGGAAGCGGGGUGUCGUUUCACGCGAAGCAGAGAUGCGCAACGAAUUUGCGACGCAAGUCAGUAACUUACGUUGUUGAUUCCGCUAAACGCCCACCCCACGAUAUAUGGCAAAUAAGCUACUUUCGCGUGCAAUUUUCGUUUUACUUUGUCACACACAUGUCGUAACAUAAUCUAUCGAUCGUGAUUCUCACGACGAUAAAGUUUGAAGCGCUCGAAGCGAGGGAAUUGUCCGAAAAAUAAUGCAUGAGCUCGAACUUGACUUGCUGUGACCUAGACCGAAAUAAUCUUACAAUUAGAUUACGUCAAGCAACGUUCCGGCAUAAAGAAAAUUUCGACACAAUUGUAAGAGUUUUGAGAAAGUAAAGAAAAAAAAAAAAGAUUAAACGUAUUAGAAUUAAAGAAAUAAUUAUAUGCAUAUUAUAAUUAUUAUGUAUCACGUAAUAACGAUUUUGAUCAAUUUUAUGUUGAAGAACAAUGGCUGCGUUCAGCAGAAAAAGCAGCUUUGCAACUGUUGUAAAAUUCUUCAACACUACUGGUUUAUACGUUUGGAUCUAACAGGAACUAAGAGCAAGGACCAAUCGUGUUGAAGAAUUUUACAACAGUUGCAAAGCUGCUUUUUCUGCUGAACGCAGCCAAUGUCGACAGUACUUCGCCAUUCUUUCCGUAUGAGUACAUUAUUACGCAAUUUUCUGUCAACGCGACAAAAACAAUCGAUACAAAGCCUUUCGUUUCAUACUAUCGUUGUAUUCUCGCAAAAGGAUAUCGCGCAUAAGACUUCCAUGUUUCUCGAAGGCUAUCCUGACAUGUUUGAAAGAACACAAGGGAAUGAUUAAUAUUUUAAUUCCUUCUUAAAAGUAUAUAAAAAUAAUUUUUUAUAACAAGAAGUACAGACUACUAAGAAAUAUAGUGCGGUUAAAGAAACGCAAUUAACUUAUAAAAUAUUAUUUUAUUGAUAAAAAUUGCAACUUACUUUUUGAAAUUAUUAUCAGUAAACUAUUCAGCUUACAAGAGCAUUCUCUCUCUCUCUCUCUCUCUCUCUCUCUCUCUCUCUCUCUCUCUCCCCCUCCCCCUCUCUUUCUCUCGGUCCUAUAUCGUUGAAUCAUUUCCGGAUUACAAAAUCCAAACGUCUAACACACAAGAAAAAGAAAACUAAUCUUCCAUUUAAUAAUUUUAAUAAUUUUCAAAUUUUUUACAAAAUUGUAAAACUAAUAAAAAUCAUUUCGGUCACCGAAAAACAACGUAUGUAUAAAGUGUUAAAUAUCGUGGCGAAAAUAGAUAAUCUUGAAAUAUAAAACAAUUUCUAGACAAAGUUUUUGUAAAUUUUAUGAAGUUAUGUCCAAAUUACAGUGAAAAUUGAAAAUAUAUAGCCCGCGUGAUGGCAGCUGCAGGGAUUUGAGAUAAAGCUUAUUUUACAAUUCAAUACUCGCAGUGACAAACGCAUGUGACGUAGUGGAGGCACGGCAUCAACGCGACGCCUUCGUCACGCAUCGAAAAUAAUUCAAACAUGGACUUUGUACCGCGUUCUUUACGAGCUCGGCGACGUUCAUUCUCUCGCGAUACGAGUUUGUCUUGUUGGUAGAUUUUAAGACGCACAAGAGCAUGAGAUGUGAUUGUUGGACUAUGUACUGAAACUUUCAAUUUGUUUGUUACGUAAAUUGCUUUAACAGGAUUUGAUCAAUCAGAUAGCAUAUAUAAUUCAUUUACAAAAUUAAAGCAAUAGAUAGAACGUCUGCUGAUCCCUGAACACACAAUGCCUGUCUCUCCCAAGUUUGCGUUUAAAAAAAAUGAGGAAGCUUAAAGUCCGCAGAUCGUUUCCUCAAUUGACCGAAUACAGAGAAUAUACUGCAUACACACAGAUGCAUUAAUUUCUUCCGUAUAAUUGCUUGUUUAAGUUCAAUAACGGAUCAACCAGUCGCGUUUAAUAUUCAAUAGACGCCGGUCCGCAAAGUAAAACGAUCGGACAAAGUCUGCGAGUCGCGCUACGUCGCGUUCUCUGAACUCGGAAUCCUACUCUCUCCGUUUAUUUAGUCUAUACUCAUCCAUAUUUAUCAAUAAUUUAUACCGCGAUAGCGAGUAUAUGAUAUAUGCUAUCGUAUUAGCAUUGCGAUUUCCGAUUACUUUUGCGGUCCCUCGUGUCAGGUUGCAGCCAAGCAGCAGCACAAACGAUGCCGAGCCGAUAGAAAUGACCAACAACAUAUCGAAAUGUGUCAUUAAAGCGUCGAGAUGUUAAUCAUUACAAUCGCGAAUUAAGACGUUUUCCGAGCCUCUCCUCCCGAUAUUGGCAAGUCACCAGAGCCGGCCAAAGUUCUCUCCCUCGUCCACGGCGUUCUAUUUCGGUGUCCGGCCGUGCCGUGGCCAAGAUUCCUUCUUUCGGGGGGGAGGGAGGGAGAGAGGGGAGAAACUACGAUAAGCCCGGCAUUACAACGCAAUCGGUGCAUGGGAAACCCGGCCGUUGUCAAACGUAAUUGGGAUAAGGCACACGUGAUAACGACGCGACGACGGCGGAGACGAAGGCGGAUCUGUCGCCCGCAUAUAUUAUUGAUCACGAAGCGAUUACCGGAGAAUAGUAUGUAUAAAGAAGUUCACCAUCGGGAAAUCAAACACGAGUGCUCGCGAUCGGGAUUACUCCACGCGUAUCCCGAUCACUUCAGGGAGCCGUGUCUCUAAGACCUCCAAUUGGAUUCAUGAGUAUCUGAAGGUUCCUGUCCUCUGGUAGGACUUGUAUAUAGUGUACAUAGAAUCGCUUGCCUAAAAGAAAAAAAAAAAAGGAUCCCGCUGGAAGGGAACGAGCGAGCUCUACGAGGGAUUUCUACCGUCGAGCGGAGAGAAAUCAGCGGAAAUUUAUUUAAAAAUCCUCCACGAGACGCACACCUUUAGCAACGCGCAGUGACAAGGGGAAGAGAGAUCUUGAAAGAGAAAAAGUGUGACCGAACAGCAGAAAUCAUGAAGCCGGGAACAUCGGACAAUUUUCCACUUGGCGUGAAGUUACUUACCGCGGGGACCGCGGCCUGCAUCGCCGAUAUAGCCACUUUUCCUUUGGACACCGCCAAAGUCAGAAUGCAGAUUGCGGGGGAAGGCCAAGCCCUAUUACUAUCGGCGGAAGGAUCGGUCCUUGCAGUAAGAAGCCAGCCGGGAUUGUUCCAGACUAUGGCAAACAUCGUCAGAUAUGAAGGCGCAAGGAGCCUGUACGGAGGUCUAUCCGCGGGACUCCAGAGACAGAUGUGUUUCGCCAGCAUACGGUUGGGCCUCUACGACAGCGUGAAGUCACUCUACGCUGGAAUCUUCGACGGUAACAAUAAAAGCGGUACCUCGAUGAACGUCGGCGUACGUGUCGCCGCGGGAAUUACGACGGGCGCUUUGGCGGUGAUGAUCGCUCAGCCGACCGACGUCGUCAAGAUCCGCAUGCAGGCUGGAAAUAUCGGGCGAUCAACAGUGAGAUAUAGCUCCACUCUGCAAGCGUACAGGAGUAUCGCCAGUGGAGAAGGCGUGAAAGGUCUUUGGAAAGGAACCAUACCGAAUAUCUCGCGGAACGCCAUCGUAAACGUGGCGGAGAUAGUCUGUUACGAUAUCAUCAAGGAUCUCAUCCUGGCUAGCGGUUACCUUCACGACGGGAUACCGUGCCACCUGACCGCCGCGACGGCCGCGGGACUCUGCACCACCCUGGCGGCGAGUCCCGUGGACGUCAUAAAGACACGUUACAUGAACAGCCCCACCGGCGAGUACAAGGGCGCGAUCGACUGCGCCGUCAAGACCUUCGCCCAGGAAGGUUCGAGCGCGUUCUACAAGGGCUUCGUACCGAGUUUCUACCGGCUUGUAUCCUGGAACAUCGUACUGUGGGUGACAUACGAGCAGAUUAAGUUGCACAUGAAGAAGGUUUACGGCACGGAGUGAGGUCUUCAGUCUACCGAGUCCGAUUGUUCUGCCGAAACGGCGCGAAAAUCGGUAUAAUCCAUUGUAAUCUCUUUUGAGUUACCUCAUCACUACUUCUGUAGAAGAUUAACGUUUGUCUAGAUAAAACCGAGUCAAACGUAGAUGCACCGGAAAAUCGGUAUUCGUACAAUGCAACUAUAGCUGAUGCUGAUCAAUCUUCUUAUUACUGCUUCUUUUUCAUUUGUUUUUCUAAAUGUGCGCGAUGUUUAUCAAAUCACUCAAUGAUAGAUUAAGCAUUGAUCAACAAAAAUUAUUUGCAUCGAUGGAAAUAGCCAUUAGCACUAUAAGAACGAGACUAAAACUACGGUUGGCAUCUGCUUUAGUUUUCAGUUAAAUGUGCAAAUACGCGCUUACGCCAAUAGAAACCGUCAGGAUUUUUUGACAAUUUAUAAUAUAUUUAGAUUGCGUCAGCUUUAUAUAUAUAUAUAUAUAUAUAUAUAUAUAUAUAUAUAUAUAAUAAGGUGUUAAAUCAUUUCUCGAUAAGAUGGAUUAUAUACGAUGAUUUCAAAUCAUUAACGCGCCAGACAAUAAUGCGAUUGAAGUUCAUUCCGAUAUAUUUGCUUAAAUCUAAAUAGAGUCUCAUGAACUGUGAUCACAGAUUAACGAAUUUUCUUUUUAGCGUCAUUUUAAUUAACUGAUUCGUAGACAUAAGGCGCAAUUUGUUGCAUGUACAACAUAAUCUUGAUUCAGUCAAUUAACGUUAUUUAGGGCACAAUGUAUAUUGUAAGUUACUCGACAAAUUGUUCAAACUACAUUGUUAUGCAUAAUUCAGCCUACGAAAAGCAGUACUGAACAUCCUCUUUUACGAAACAAUUUUUUAUAUAGACGUAUUUGUUAUUUAUUUUGAACUACAAUCAUUGUUAACUUUUACAAGAUGACGAUGCAAUUUGACAUCCGCGCGACACAUGCGUAUCGUCGAAUUUCGAUGAACAAUAACUAUUUCUUAUCUUAUAAUGAUGUACAUAUACGAGUAUAGUGUACAAAUACUACAUGACUGAGCAAUUAAUUGGACACAAUUAUGUGUCUAUCAAGAAUUAGAUCUAUCUGUAAAAAAAAAUUGCUAUAGAUAAUAAAGAAAUGUUAUUAAAAAGUAAUACGUACAACGUCCAUAAAUUCUGCAAAUAUGAAGAUAUAUGAAAUGUCGGAUGUAAUACUUUCUCCGCCUUUAUAAUUUGAAUACUGAUAUUAACAUAAUACGUUGCCAUGUUUCAUAUUUAAAUUUAACUACUAAAAAAUUGUACUAUUACUUGAUACAGAAAAUUAUUUAUUCUAACAUUAUUCAGCAUAUUUACGGAUUCCACGCACAUUAUUGUAAAUUGACUUAUUAAUUUUUUAAGAUCAUUAAAACAGCUUAUUGACUUUCUAAAUUCUUCAUUAUCGUCUAGAUGUACGGCACGUGUCUACUAACAGUCAAAAUUUGCAAAAUUACAAUUGUCAUUACAUUGAUACAUGUAAAGAUUGAAAACUGAAUCUAGGUAAUCGCUUAGAAAAUCUUAAGACGAGACUUCAUGAAUAUUUACAGGAAAUUACCACUCGUUAACAUUUAUUUUCUAUAUUUAUAUUAUCAUUCAUUAUGAGUACAAAGUAUAGAGCGAGGUAUCGUAUUAAGGAAUGAUACAGCUCCCUUAUUUUUCGUAUUCUCUGAACCUGCUUUCUUUUAGAGAUUAUUCAAAUUUCCCAAAAAUAUACAAAGUUUUCUAGAUGUCAUUGUUUUCGAGCUAAAUAACUGUACGCGGUCAUACUAACUUAAAUAGUUGUUAAGUUGUUAAGUAGUCUCGCAUGUUAAAUCUAUAGCAAACAUAAUCUCGUUUACCACGGAAUUUAAGCAAAAUAUUGAUUUUCGAGAUAUGUACAAAUAGACUUUACAAUAUGUAAAGUGUUUUUAUAGAGAAUAGCUUUAAAUGUUUGUUAACAAUGUUUAAAUAAAUAUUGUUUUUGA